Python bivittatus (Burmese python) is the source of this 3106-nucleotide messenger RNA. RefSeq names its product procollagen-lysine,2-oxoglutarate 5-dioxygenase 1 (gene PLOD1). Gene Ontology annotation, cellular component: endoplasmic reticulum. The record is from RefSeq and is a predicted model, not a curated record. Gene Ontology annotation, biological process: peptidyl-lysine hydroxylation. NCBI's taxonomy places the organism in Eukaryota, Metazoa, Chordata, Lepidosauria, Squamata, Pythonidae. Gene Ontology annotation, molecular function: iron ion binding; procollagen-lysine 5-dioxygenase activity; L-ascorbic acid binding.
UUUAUUGCGUGGCACAUCAGCCCCCGGAUGGCGAGGAGGGGCUUGCUUUCCAGCUCAGUCUGCAGCCUUCCCCCCAACAGCUGGACUGAGUAAGCGGGAUCCCCUCGUUGGAGUCUCCCCGCCAUGUCCCCUCCGUCUCUGCUCCUCCUCCUGCUUUUCCUAACACCCCUGGAGGGUGGGAGCAAUGAAGCCCAGGAUGAUAAUUUAUUGGUCCUUACUGUGGCUAUGAAGGAGACUGAAGGCUUCAAGCGUUUCCAAAGAUCAGCCCAAGUUUUCAACUAUAACCUAAAGGUUCUGGGAUUAGGUGAAGAGUGGAAUGACCGAGAUGACAAGAGAGCAGGAGGCGGACAGAAGAUCCGUCUCUUGAAAUCGGCUUUGGAAGCCUACGCAGACAAGGAAGACUUGGUGAUCCUUUUCACAGAGAGCUACGACGUCAUCUUUGCUUCAGGGCCUGGAGAAGUCCUGAAGAAAUUCAGGCAGGCCAAAUCAAAAGUUGUCUUUUCAUCAGAGACACUCAUCUACCCGGACCGAAGAUUGGAAGCCAAGUACCCACCGGUCCAAGAGGGGAAGAGGUUUCUGGGAUCUGGAGGAUUCAUAGGUUACGCUCCAUAUCUCAGCAAAUUGGUGGCACGUUGGCAAGGCCUCGACAGUGACAGUGACCAGCUCUUUUACACCAAAGUGUUUCUGGAUCCUGAACAGCGGGGGACCAUCAAUAUAACUUUGGAUCAUAGGUGCCGGAUCUUCCAAAAUCUUAACGGCGCUCUAGACGAAGUGGCUCUGAAAUUUGAAAACGGCCAGGUGAGAGUGCGGAAUCUGGCAUUUGAUACCCUCCCGGUUGUGAUUCACGGAAACGGACCCACCAAGCUGCAGCUGAAUUACCUGGGGAACUAUAUCCCUCGGUCCUGGACCUUUGAGACGGGCUGCACCGUUUGCAACGAAAGCCUGAAGAAUCUCACUGGCUUGAAAGAAGACUCACUUCCUCUGACCGUGAUUGGCGUCUUUAUUGAACAACCCACCCCCUUCCUUGACCAGUUCUUCCGAAGGCUCCAGCUUCUCCGCUAUCCAAAAAAGAAAAUCCACCUAUUCAUCCACAAUCGUGAAAAACAUCACCUGUCCCAGGUGGGCUCCUUCGUGAACAAGCACAGGCCAGAAUACCGCUCCCUCAAAGUGAUCGGGCCGGAGGAUCAUCUCAAGAAUGCCGAUGCUCACAACAUGAGCGUGAAUCUGUGUAGGCAGAACCCUGCUUGUGAAUAUUACUUCAGUCUGGACGCCGAAGUGGUGCUCAAGAAUCCAGACACCUUGCAGAUCCUGAUGGAACGGAAUAAGUUUGUGAUCGCCCCUCUCGUGAGCCGCAUGGGGAAACUCUGGUCGAAUUUCUGGGGGGCCUUGAGCGCUGAGGGUUAUUACGCCCGCUCAGAGGAUUAUGUGGAUAUUGUCCAGAGGCGGAGGAUUGGCCUCUGGAAUGUCCCAUACAUUUCUAGCGUCUAUCUGAUCAAGGGCAGCGUCCUGAGGUCGCAACUCGCUCACCUCGACCUUUUCCACAGUGGCAAACUGGAUGCAGAUAUGGCUCUGUGCCGCAACAUCCGUGAGCAGGGGGUGUUCAUGUUCUUGACAAACCAGCAGCAGUUUGGGCAUAUCCUAUCCCUGGAGAAUUAUCAGACCAGCCACCUGCACAACGAUCUCUGGCAAAUCUUCAGCAACCCAGAGGAUUGGAAGGAGAAAUACAUUCACCCAAACUACACGGCCGCCUUAAAAGGCAAAUUGGUAGAAACGCCCUGUCCAGAUGUCUACUGGUUCCCCAUAUUUACCGACACGGCUUGCGACGAGUUGGUUGAAGAGAUGGAACAUUUUGGCGGAUGGUCCAAGGGAGACAACACGGACCACAGGAUCUUGGGGGGCUAUGAGAACGUCCCAACGAUCGAUAUCCACAUGAACCAGAUCAACUUUGAGCACGAAUGGUACAGGUUUCUCCUGCAUUACAUUGCACCCAUCACGGAGAAGCUCUACCCCGGCUACUAUACACAGACCCAGUUCGAGCUCGCCUUUGUGGUCCGGUACAAACCGGACGAGCAGCCUUCCCUGAUGCCGCAUCACGAUGCUUCCACGUUCACGAUCAACAUUGCCUUGAAUCGCGUCGGGAUCGAUUAUGAGGGCGGGGGCUGCCGCUUCCUACGUUACAACUGCUCCAUCCGAGCCCCCCGGAAAGGGUGGACCCUCCUGCACCCAGGCCGCCUGACACAUUACCACGAGGGCCUCCCCACCACCAAAGGGACUCGCUACAUCGCCGUGUCCUUCCUCGACCCCUAGUGCUGCCUCUUCCGCGACGGGGGAGAAGAACUUGGGGGGACUUCUUCUUCUGCCAGCCCUUUCGACCUCUUGGCAGACAGCUCCGCCCAGGAGAGGAGUGCUGGACUUCCGGAACAGACAACUGGAUCGGAUACCGACUGGUUGCAAGAGACAUUGCCCAGAUUAAAUACCAUCGCUAAGAGGGGCUCUGGUUCUGCUGGGUUCUCUCCGCCCCAACCUCCAGCGAUGCCCCAGCCAGUUAGAGCAACCUGACCCACCGCUUUCCACCCGGGAAGGGCGCCCACCUUCCCCCUUGCCUCAUGGUAAGAAUUGCUCAGCUUCCACACUUUUCCUUCCAGCGGAGACGCCCAAGACGUUUCGGGGUCCAAGGUGACGCGCUGGAAUGUUUCCUGCUCUCUGCUGAUGGGACGGAGCCUCUUAAAACGAUCACUGUGCCUUUUGGAUGGUUGCUACGAAAGGUUUGGGAAACAGAAGGAUAAUGAAGACAACUCAUCACAUUCCUUUUCCCCCCUGGCUUUACAUUUCUCUUUUUCUGGAAACUGGGCAAGAGGAGAAGAGUGUGGCAAAUGCAUUAGAAAUGUAUCUGGAAUGCAAAAUGGGCUCAGGAUGCUUUUCUUUGGUAUCCUAUCCAAAGCGUCUUGGUUCCCGAUGCCAGAGCAGAGAGCUUUCUACGUGUGUGUAUUUAUUUAAAAGUCAGCACCAUUGUUCACUCACCCACUUUCUCUGCAUAAGUUGUACAGAUUUUGCUAGGAGAUUUUUACACUACAGUUUGACAUUAAACAGAUUUUUAUUUUAAACA